Molecule: messenger RNA, 1022 nt
Organism: Drosophila obscura
Lineage: Eukaryota; Metazoa; Arthropoda; Insecta; Diptera; Drosophilidae
Exons: 1
Coding region: 215-757 (180 amino acids)
Source: RefSeq, a predicted model, not a curated record
GCGGGCAGCUGUUCCAGAACGGCAGAGGAUUUGUACCUAAAGCCGCGCGGCCCUCAACUUAUUAGGGAUAUCUCUAGCGGGGAUUAAGCAAACGUGUAGGUAGAAUAUCCCGAGGGAUCCCUAAUAAGCAGCGGUCUCGCGGAUUUACCCAAUUGGUAGGUAGAUUUUGUAUCCAUCAGGUAACUCCUUUUUGUCCUAUAAAACCUUGCGAUAAAUGCCAAUGGACCAUCAGUUCCUUGCCAACAAUUCAACCAUGAAGUACAACCGCGUGAUGAACAAACGGAAGACCAGCAGCCAGACUCCCUCGCCAGCCAGGGAAUCAUCAGUCGCCGCCGCCAGCUCCGAGGAUUUCGGAACCAUGUCGUAUGGUGCCUUGGAAAUGGAGGCUGCCGCCGCACUGCUCAUGCUACGCUAUCAGUAUGACAGACAGGCGAUGCCAGUGCACUCCACUGCGAUGACACGUUCACCCACACCGCCGCAUCGUCUCGCCGACAAACGCACGCCCAAGGAUCAGGCAGUGCGCACUCCGGACUCUGCUCAGCCGCUGAAGAAGCGUUCCAUACCCACGCAUCUGCUGAGACGCUCCCUAACGCCAGCCAAAUCCGCCACCAAAGGAGGAGGAUCCUCAUCGAUUGUGAAGGCCAAGUCGCGUUUGACGCCUGUGCCACGCCGCAAUGACAACGACUGCAACAAGGUGCUGCUCAAGUCCUGCCGCAAUAUGAUACGAGAGUUUCUGGACAAUCAGGAACUCAUCUAAGUGUGAAGAAGUGAAAGGAAAUGCAUAGAUGGAUCCAUAGGAUGUAUCCAGUGUGUAUCAUUUUUUUUCAUUUAUUUAUUGCAUAUAAAUUUGUUUCCGUUUUUCUUUAAUAUUUUUUUCUAUACACAUAAACUAUGUAUGCAUAUGUAUUGAUCGAAAGAUAUAAUCGGUAAAGGUUUCUUUUUGUUUUGUUUGUUGUUUGCAAAUGGAAGAACAGGUAUUGUGGCGACACUAGAGUGCUAAUUAUUAGCUAUUGGCGGUGUGU